Messenger RNA from Homalodisca vitripennis (glassy-winged sharpshooter), 394 nucleotides. RefSeq lists its product as uncharacterized. Gene Ontology annotation, biological process: dephosphorylation. The record is from RefSeq and is a predicted model, not a curated record. NCBI's taxonomy places the organism in Eukaryota, Metazoa, Arthropoda, Insecta, Hemiptera, Cicadellidae. Bases 1 to 357 code for a protein of 118 amino acids. Gene Ontology annotation, molecular function: alkaline phosphatase activity. The transcript is spliced from 3 exons.
AUGGAGCCAAGUCAUCUUCUGAUGCGACUGGACGUUCUGAUGACACCGAACCUGUGGCCGCUGCGGGGCCUCAACAUGAAAAAUCAUAAGUACAAUCUCGACGCUCAGAUCGGCGAAUCGUCCGCCUGCGCUACGGCACUCCUCUGCGGUGUAAAGGCGAACUUCGAGACUGUCGACCUGGACAUCAGAGGGAAGUUCAGGAACUGCACGCGUAGCUUCUUGUCGAGGGUGGAGUCCCUCACUGACUGGGCUCAACAGGAAGGCUUCUUGGUCACUGACUUGUUUUGGAUCUCUUCGGCUCCAAGAAUCAAGUCUUUGAUGCGUCAGAUUUCAGACGCAGCGCUAAGAGGAAGGUGAAAAGGAGCUGAACUCAAUAUUCACGUUGAAUGAACCC